AUGUUAAUGCAGCUGCAAUCCUACGAUAUCAAUUUGGUGUACAAGAAACAAAGCGAAAUGUACAUAGCUGAUGCGCUCUCGCGUGCAUUUCCUCCCGAGAUUGUACAUGAAGAAUUUGAAGACAUCGCGUCAGAAAGAUUUAUCCAUCUGAUGUCAUCAAAGUCUUACGUCACAGACCGGAAACUUCAAGCCAUCAAAGAUGAAAUCCGCAAAGACAAGACGAUGCAACUCUUGAUAUUGAUACUAACGGAGUUAAAACCUUAUUAUCCAUACCGUGAAGAACUAACAACGGACGAUGGUCUUAUCUACAAGAGCCACAACAUCCUGAUUCCACCAACAUUGCAAGCUGAUACUCUCCAGAAACUGCAUCAAUCGCAUCAAGGCACUGAGAAGACCAAGAGACUGGCUAGAGAGAGCAUAUUCUGGCCAGGUAUGAACGCACAAAUAGAAGAACUAGUGUCAAACUGCUCAACAUGUCAGUACUACGCAAAUGCCAAUCAACGAGAGCCACUCCAUCCACACGAUAUUUCCAGUCGUCCCUGGCAAAAAAUUGGCUCAGACCUUUUUGAUUGGAAUGGAAAACCACAUCGAAUAGUUGUUGAUUAUUAUAGCCGGUAUCCCAAAGUGGCUGAACUUCAAGACACGAAAGCACAAACAGUUAUUAACAAGACAAAGUCCAUAUUCAGUCGUCAUGGAAUCCCAGAAACUGUGGUGUCCGACAAUGGCCCACAAUACUCGUCGGAAGAAUACAGACAGUGUGCAAAAGACUUUAAUUUUUGUCACAACACCAUAAGUCCGAGAUAUCCACAGUCUGGUGGAUUACAUGAGAAUACAGUCCAAACAAUGAAGAAUAUUCUAAGGAAAUGCAAAGCUAACGGCGAAGAUCCAUACCUUGCGUUGUUAGAUUAUCGUAAAACCCCUAUUAACGGUGUAACUCCGGCGCAAACACUAAUGAGCAGACGACUUCGAUCAACCAUUCCCACCUCUCAAAGAAAGCUUAAUCCAAAGCUCAUCAACCGAACUACGUUUAAAGCAGCACGUCAAGAACAGCCAGAACAGCAAAGAAAACACUAUGAUCGUACAGCCAAGUCAUUGGCACCACUGGAAGAAGGAGAUAUUGUUCGAUUUCGUAAAGAUCCUGCAGCACCAUGGACUCGCGGAACGGUAACACGAAAACAUGAAGCACCCAGAAGCUACAUAGUAAAAGGGGACAACGGGACAGAAUACAGACGGAAUCGCAGACAUCUAAGAAAGACAAAUGAAGAAAUAUCUGAUUACAACACCACGGAUAUUGACGGUGCUCAAGUUCUGACUCCGCAACAACAAGAAGCCAGUACAGAAAAAGACAACGUCUCAAAACCAACACAAACGGAUACAAAUCACCAAGUGAAAACAAGUCGUUAUGGUAGACGAAUCAACCCAAAUCCAAUUUACAAGACUUGA
Molecule: messenger RNA, 1443 nt
Organism: Xenia sp. Carnegie-2017
Lineage: Eukaryota; Metazoa; Cnidaria; Anthozoa; Malacalcyonacea; Xeniidae
Exons: 2
Coding region: 1-1443 (480 amino acids)
Biological process (GO): DNA integration
Molecular function (GO): nucleic acid binding
Source: RefSeq, a predicted model, not a curated record